AUGUCUGCCGAAGACAAUGGGCAAGGCAGCAGAGACCCGUUAAUCCCCCGCGGAGACAACUUCAUCCCUUUCGAAAGAUCAGACGUUCGACGAUCCCGAGUUCAGGAGGCGCUGAAUCAGACGAAUGUCCUCGCCCCGAGCCAGUCUUCGACUCAAACCCCGCCUUCCGGACGCAGGGGAAUCGAGGAGUCUCCCACCACCGGCGGUAUCGCCGGUCAUGUCGUCGGCCCCAGCACGUCCACAGCGCCGUCCACGGCGCAAUCGCAGAGGGAUUCGGUUAGCGCCGGCCAACAGACUCUCACAACUCUCACAACUGCCACCACUUCUGUCUCUAAUACUAAUGCAACAACUCAAGACAACGAGCAGGCGGACUUCUUGAUCUGCGUGGUGGUUUUGAUGUACGGUACCACGGCCCCCAAGAAUUGUCGACGUAUAUUCACGCGCGCUUGCGAUCUAAAACAGCACAACUGGCAAUGUCACGUCCACAUCAACGAUCAACACCUUAUUGCCCGCGAGGAGGCCGCUGAACAACGCCGCACAGGAGCCAUCGGCAGCCGACAUAAUGCCAGGUCCAGAGGAUUAAAACCUUACCAGUCCAAAGCGACAACCCCACUUUUGGAAGAGCAUCCAACCUAUCGACUUACUAUUGAGGGCUGGGAUCAUUUUGUCUCCAUCAUCAGCAUGCUCGAUCAAAGUCGACCUCGACCAGAGGAUCAGCACAGGAAUCACCGCAUCACAUGCAUUUCCAGCCUAUGGCGUUCGCAGUUUGGAAACGAUCGUCCCGGUUUCGGGAUGCAGACGGACAUUAGUGACGCAAACAAGGCUAUUCUCAACAGGAGCAUACGAAACGCCAUGACAUUCUUACUGGAUUCCGAAGGAGAAAACUCCUCGACGUCAUUCAUCGACGACGAAAUCUACUUGGCAGAUCAGAGGAACAAUCCAGCUUCGCAAACUCAACAAGUCGAACACUCUGAAGGUGCAGGGGCGAUCGACGUGCAUCCGACGGUUAUGGAGUUCAUUCACGGAUUGUCGGCGGAGGAAUGUGAUUACUACAUUGCUGUAUUAAAAUUGCCCAACAUCCAAGGCACUGGGUAG
Colletotrichum costaricense is the source of this 1095-nucleotide messenger RNA. RefSeq lists its product as uncharacterized. Lineage: Eukaryota; Fungi; Ascomycota; Sordariomycetes; Glomerellales; Glomerellaceae. The record is from RefSeq and is a predicted model, not a curated record. Bases 1 to 1095 code for a protein of 364 amino acids. The transcript has 4 exons.